This is a messenger RNA of Bursaphelenchus xylophilus (pine wood nematode), 2460 nucleotides long. Lineage: Eukaryota; Metazoa; Nematoda; Chromadorea; Rhabditida; Aphelenchoididae. The record is from the annotation of a GenBank genome assembly.
AUGGAUGUUCCUCAUCUGCAUUGCUUAUCCUGCUUCUUUUCUGAAUGUUCUGUUCAAGAAUGCCCCUUAACUUACUGCUCUAAAUGUUACAUUAAGCUUCAUGAAUGUAAAUUGCAAGAUCAUGAAGAAAAUAUUUGCCUGGAGGCAAGCAAACGUUUAGGAUAAUCUCUAUUGCAAACUUUCAGGCAAGCGUGCCGUGUCUUCUCUUCCAAUAUGGGUGUAAAUCUGAAAUCGCCCGGAAAUCGAUGGGAUCCCACCUAAAAUCAUGUCCAGCAAGUGUAGUCAGGUGUAAUUUUACAUGGAGCCGACAGUUUCUGUCAUUGGAAGCCAAACGUCUCUUCAAGAAAAUUCAUCGCGGACUCGCAAACUUUGAUGAGACCCAAAAAGCACCAGAAAAUUAUAUCGAAUUAAGACUCGCCUUAUUAGAUCAACAAGUACUUUUUCGCUCUCUGAAUUGUAAAAGAGAGGCGCGAGUCAGACAAAGGGAUUUCAUGAAUCCUCAACAUCCUAUGUUGCCAUUGCGUUAUACGGUGAUUAAAGAUGGAUCAGAAUCUAAAGAAAAUGAUAGCAGCGACGAAGAAGAAGAUGCAAGGGUAAGUAAUAAUUACAGUUAAUAAAGAAUGAACAGCUUCGCAAACUGCAUGCAAAAAGAAAGAUCUUUGCGGGAUGUUUACAAUGCAAGAUAGACCCGAGCGCACAACAUCUCCACACCCUCGGUAAUGUGAAUACGGAAUACGAGAUCUCUUCCAAUGACAAUAGAAACAGAUUCUACACCAAUUCAGUUCUUCCGCCUUUUCAUCAUGACUAUGGGUUGUUUGUAGGUCACUGUUUAACCAGAUAUUUCACGUUUAUAUUACUUUAGCUAAGUCUGGAGACGGAUAAGGCGCCCCCAAAGACUUUACCGAACGAAAUGAGAAAGCUGGUAUAUUUCUUUAGCUGUGAUCGAGAUAUCCGACGGGACGAAGUGAAUGAUCAUAUACUUUACCAUCAGACCUUGAGAGGAUGCGAUAAUCAUUACAUUUGGUGUCCUUUUAACUGCGGGUUCGGGGUGUGUCUCUCUCAGAAGGGAGAAUUACGGUAAGAUAAAAAAUAUGACAUAACUAAUAUGGAUUAAGAAUGGCUGAGAGACAAGAUAACGUCGUAUUUAUUAGCAAAGGGUCUAGCUCCAUGCCUGAGAGAGAUUACAACCUAAAUCUUGUCUUAAACGUCAUCGCUUCCACAGUGCCCUUUUUGGAUUCAGGACAACUUAAUGCUCUGUCCUGUACGUGUAAAUCUCUUCGGAACUUUCUUUUUCACAAUUUUUUCGAUCGAAGUAUGGUUUAUCCGAUAUGGGAAAAGAGUAUUCAAGAUGGGAAAAUGUCAUGGAGAAUAAAUAGCUUUGUAAGUAAAAGACAUAGUAAAUAUUAGGGUUGUUAAUUUGACAGAAUUUUUCAAAAUGACGUCAAAUUGCGUUAAAUUGCCGUCGAGUAUUUUUCGUCACCAAGCUCACGACCUAAGGUUGAGACCAUUUUCGGGUAAUUUUUGGCAACCUCCUUGGCCUCGGUCACGACCUAGGUUGCGAGUAAAGUGCAGAAAAAAAGAACGCGAUUUUCGAAAUCAGCACCCUCGAAAACCCAAAUCGAUUAUUGUUAGAAAAAUUCAAAAAAUUACUUUUUAACACUGCAUAAGAAAGAAGUAACAAUCACAGAAAAAUUAACAAAAUUUUCGAAGUUAGUGACGGUCAAUCUGUUCAGAUGGUUCAGAUGACAGGUCUAAGCCUUAUCUUUGAUUUUCCCGGGUUCCGGAAUUGUCACUAUUCCGCCAUUCCGGAAUUGUCCAAAUUCCAGAAAUGUCGCGGGGCUAAUUUUUCUUACUGCGCUCUUUACCGGUACAAAAAAUAGACUAAAGUUUGGUCUGGAUGGUUCAAUAGAUUUUUUUACGAAAUUUUUUAUUAUUCUCACCCUGCAAAAAUUUUAGUUUACUCCGAGGGCGACGCUCAGGUUUUGAUGAAACUUGGCACAAAUUAAUCGUAUUUUUUCUAACAAUAAGACAUAUGCGAGACUUUCACAAAAAUUCAAUUUUUUCUGCACAAAGUUGGCAAAGAUAUGGUCUAAAAGUGUUUUUCUCUCUGACCGCCCUCCGCGUUUCGGUGCUUUCUCGGCCCAAAUAUCGUCGAAUAUCUCGUCUGCCAUAGCAAAGCGAAAGCUAAUGAGAACCUCUUUUACGUACGCAAUGUAUUGUCUCAUUGUACUGUAUUACUUUUAGAAGUGCGCUUUCUCGAAUGUUCAAACGGAUCUGAGAAGAUAUUAUAAAGCAGAUUCGGGAGUAUUAAAUUCUCGGUUGGAGGAUCACGUGACUCAAUGUACUUUCAAAUCUGAUGUCAACAUCCCCAGUGGUGUCAAGAACUCGGUCUUAUUAUCUGAGAUGAAGCAGUUGCCACCGUUGGCAGAAUACUUGAAACCCAUAAAUUUUAAUGAAUAG